This is a messenger RNA of Argentina anserina (silverweed cinquefoil), 509 nucleotides long. RefSeq names its product metallothionein-like protein type 2 MET1. NCBI's taxonomy places the organism in Eukaryota, Viridiplantae, Streptophyta, Magnoliopsida, Rosales, Rosaceae. The record is from RefSeq and is a predicted model, not a curated record. Gene Ontology annotation, molecular function: metal ion binding. The transcript is spliced from 3 exons. The coding region runs from base 99 to 341 and encodes 80 amino acids.
CAUGAAUACUCGUUCAAACAGAGUUGGUGAUUUCAGGGUUUCAUCAAAUCUAAAUCUUUCUUUCUUUCUUCGUUUCAAUCUCUGUUAUCUGAGAAACCAUGUCUUCUUGCUGCGGAGGAAAGUGUGGCUGCGGAUCUAGCUGCAAGUGCGGCGGUGGCUGCAAUGGCUGCGGCAACUAUGCUGACAUCACAGAGCAGAGCUCUGCCUCUGAGACUCUUGUCUUGGGUGUCGUGGGAACACAGAAACUGAACUAUGGACAGGCUGAGGCUGUCGCCACCGAGGGAGGCUGCAAUGGCUGCAAGUGCUCCAACUGCACCUGCGACCCUUGCACUUGCAAGUGAGCGAGGUCUUGAGGCUUUCAUGGAGUCUGGUGCUUAAUUGAAGCAGAAAAGCUUGAUAAUAAUAGCUCUAUUAUAGUUCAAUUAUGUGUCUGGCUCUGUAUCCUGAAGCUGAAGAUGUCCUUUUCGGGUUGUGUUUCUGAAUAAAGUAGUUGUGGCUGGUCAUCUUUG